CAUGAGUCCAAUGUCUCUGCAGCCCACAGCAGGCUAGGAAACCGAGUCCUGCCCACGAGCACUAUCCCAGCAUAUCUGGAGCAGAUUCAGAAUCACAUGUCUCCAGAGAGCCCUGAUGUUUAUGGGAUGGGCAAACGUGAUUACCUGGUGGAUGCCGCCAAACAGAUCCACCUGGCACUUGAGCGGGACGUGAGUGAAGACUAUGAGGCAGCCUUCAACCAUUAUAAAAAUGGGGUCGAUGUACUACUCAAUGGAGUACAAGUUGAUCCCAACAAAGAGCGGCGAGAGGCUGUGAAAAGGAAGAUCACCAAGUACUUGAGGAGGGCUGAAGAGAUCUUCAAUUGCCACCUACAAAGGACGCUGGGAAAUGGGACCAGCCCUGGUACGGGCUUCAGCAGCCUGAGGCUCCGGCCCAUCCGUACUUUGAGCUCCGCAGUGGAGAACCUGAGGUCUUGUAAGGUAGUGGGAGUCAUUGAAAAGGUUCAGCUGGUCCAGGACCCUGCCACUGGGGGGACAUUUGUAGUUAAGAGCCUCCCCAAGUGCCAUGGAGAGACCUGGGACCGUCCAACCAUCAUCCCCAAUGGUGUUCCUUAUAUGGCCAAGCUUCUUCGCUACACUGUGAGUGAGGACUCCAUCUUCUUGCACUUGGAGCAUGUGCAGGGAGGAACCCUCUGGUCCCAUCUCCUCUCUCAGCCUAGACCCAAGAGGCGAGAGGCCUGCAGCAAUUUAACUCAGCAGAAACCCAGCUCUACCCAGGGUGACCACCGAGAAAAAGGGAAAGCUGGCCCUGGUCCCCCUGAGAUUCGUCUCAGUCUCCUGACCCCGGUUCUACUUUCCCAGAACAACACCCAACAGCUCAGCAUUGCCUCUGAGGCAUCAGCCCAACCCUCUGACAUUUCAUCAGGGCUUCAAGGCAGAGUAUCUGACCAUCAGAAAGGGCUGAAGAAUUUGGAGGAUUCUGAUCUGAGCUCUGGAAGAAAGGUAUCCAGUCAAUCCAGGGAAAUCCAAGUGUUCAUGUCCCAUGGAGCAUCAUCCUGUGAAGAUGCUUUUGGAAGACACAAAUUCAGGACAGAUGAUCCUUCCUCUAAACAGGACCCUCUGACCUCAGAAGACACUACCUCACCUUCUGGCCUCGUUUCCAAGGCCCUAAGAAAGGAUGGGGCAAUGACUAGCAGCCCAGGCCGGGGCAGAGGUCGGUCCUAUCACCAAGCCAGGCGGAGUACUAUGUGGAGUACCAACAAAGGGCCCCUGGGAGGUCUCUCCUGGAUCCGGGAGGGGGCAGGACGGGUACUAGAGGGCUAUGGUCAUGGGAGUGACCAGCCCAAAGAGCUUUCAGGUCAGGAUUGUCCACAUGCUAACCGGACCUGUCCAGGCCACAGGGGCGGAGCCUGGUGUGUGAAGGAAGAACAAGUCAAGCAGUGGGCAGCGGAGACUCUGGUGGCCCUUGAGGGUCUACAUCAGCAGGGUGUGCUAUGCCGAGACCUCAACCCCAGGAACCUGCUGCUGGAUAACACUGGUCACAUCCGUCUCACCUACUUUGGCCAGUGGACAGAGGUGGAACCCCGGUGCUGCAGUGAAGCCUUGGAAAACCUGUACAGCGCCCCAGAAGUGGGUGGGAUUUCUGAACUGACAGAAGCCUGUGAUUGGUGGAGUUUUGGAUCUCUGCUAUAUGAACUUCUAACUGGAAUGUCACUGUCCCAGAACCACCCAUCAGGAAUCCAUGUGCACACCAGGCUCCAUCUGCCCGAGUGGCUCAGCCGAUCAGCUACAUCUCUGCUCACUGAGCUGUUGCAAUUUGAUCCCUGCCGGCGCCUAGGUGCUGGAGGAGGAGGUGUCAACAAGCUCAAAUCCCACCCAUUUUUUAGCACCAUCCAGUGGAAUAAACUGGUGGGGUAGGAUCAAAAGCGGGAAGACCAAGAAAGCUUCCUGGAAAGACCCAGCUUGGCUUUCUGGGCUGGCAGAGUCCAUAAGAGAACUCUAAUCCAAUGGGUUCAAGGCCCAGCCUAGGAUGUCAAGAUUUCUUAAACUACCAAGUAGUCAACCAUUGGUGGUGAUGAAUCCUGUAUUCUGCAUCCUAGAGAGAUACAGGGUUAGGUCUCUCUUUCAAGCUUUUCAUUCCCCCUUCCCCGUGAGUUUGUUCCACUUAGGGUCUUGGAA
Sarcophilus harrisii (Tasmanian devil) is the source of this 2157-nucleotide messenger RNA. It is a transcript of the gene RPS6KL1, whose product is annotated as ribosomal protein S6 kinase like 1. The transcript has 10 exons. The annotation marks the transcript as partial. Gene Ontology annotation, biological process: protein phosphorylation. Gene Ontology annotation, molecular function: protein kinase activity; ATP binding. Lineage: Eukaryota; Metazoa; Chordata; Mammalia; Dasyuromorphia; Dasyuridae. The record is from RefSeq and is a predicted model, not a curated record.